AUGGAGCAAAAUAAGAGAGUAAUUGACGGGCCCUCUGGUGUUGAAUCAGAUGCAAAGAAACCGAAAUUUGAGCAGUACCAACUUACCCCAGCCGAGAGAGCUUCUAAAGUUAUUCAAGAGAAGGAUGUUGGAAUCACGCAGUAUUUGAAUGACCUUAAUUCCAAUGGAGGUGGGUUUUACGGUACCAUUAAGCAGCGGUAUUCUGACUUCUUGGUCAAUGAAAUUGACACGAAGGGAAAUGUAGUUCACUUGGCUGAUGAAGGUGUAGAUUUGGGAAAGUCUAAAAGAGAACGCAGGCUCGAGCAAAGGCAAAAGGAACGUUCUGAUCUUCAAGAUAAAACCCAAGAAGAAGUUGAAGAAAUCAAAGAAGCAAAAAGAUUAGAAGAGGAGCAGAAACCUAAAUACGAGUUGUCUGAAGAAAAUAAGACUAAGCUCUUAGAGUUUAUUACGUUGGAAGAAUUAGCUCAAAUUGAAGAGUUAUUCUCUACUGGUAAUAACAUGGAAACUAAAUCCCAGUUCCCUGAAAAGCAAUCUAGAGGAAAGUUACAUCAGUUAUUCCGUGAAUCAUUCCAGAAUAAAUUGGAAACUAUAACUUCACCUGAAAAUACAUUCAAAAUUGCUUUGGCCAAGAAUUCGAGUAACCCAAGAAGACCAAGAACUCAAGAAAGUAUCAACCAUGUUGAUGAAAAUGGAGUUAUCAAUUACGGAUUAGGUCACUUCAAGCAUUAUUUACACUUUACAGUAUACAAGGAAAACAAGGAAACCAUGGAAAUUGCUUCCACCAUCAGUAAAUUUUUGAGAAUUCCUUCCAAAUCUAUUCGAUACGCAGGUACAAAAGAUCGUAGAGGUGUAACAGCACAGAGAUUUUCCAUUCAUAAGGGAAAAGUUGCAAGAGUUAGUUCUUUAAACAAGGGACUUAGAGGUGCUGUUUUGGGAGGUUUCACCUAUGAGGACCAAUCGUUGAGUUUGGGAGAUUUAUUGGGAAAUGAGUUUGUUAUUACCAUUAGGGAUGCAAAGACAUUCAAGAAUGAUAAUUCUGAAGAAAAUGUGGAGGAUGUUGUCGCUAAAUGCUUUGAUUCUUUGAAAACCAAAGGUUUUAUCAACUAUUACGGUAUGCAAAGAUUUGGAACCUUCUCAAUUUCUACUCAUAGCUUGGGGAUUCAUAUCUUGCAAGAAGAUUGGAAGGGAGCUGCUGAGUUAAUUCUUAGUGAGCAAGAAAUCGUUUCUCCUGACUCUGUGGAAGCUAGAAAGAUCUGGGCAGAGACUUCUAACCCAUCAUUGACUUUGAAGAAAAUGCCGAGAAGAUGUACUGCGGAACACUCUAUCUUAUCUGUAUUGGAAAGGGAGCCACUAAAUUCAGAAGAGCAGUAUAGUUCCAAUUCAUAUUUCAAGGCUAUCAUGUCAAUUCCAAGAAAUUUGCGUAUCAUGUAUGCACAUGCUUAUCAGUCUUACGUUUGGAAUCAAGUAGUAUCUAAAAGAGUGGAAUUGUUUGGACUUGAGGUACAAGUAGGUGACUUGGUAAUUGAUAAUAGAACUGAGAAGGAAAAGAGAGAAGCUGAAGGAAUAAAGGACGAAGAAGAUGAUGAAGACUUUGAAGAAGAUGUAGCCACUAACACCUUCAUUAGAGCCAGGGCCUUAACAAAGGAAGAUAUUGAAAGUGGUAAAUUCUCCAUCUACGAUGUGGUAUUGCCUACUCCAGGAUUUGACAUCAAGUACCCAACAAACCCAGACUUAGAGAAAGUUUACGUAGAAGUUAUGGCAAAGGACAACUUAGACCCGCAUAGCAUGGGAAGGAAGGUGAGAGAGUUUUCUUUGGCUGGGUCAUAUAGAAAUAUUAUAACCAAACCAGAAAAGUUGUCUUACGAUAUCGUGAAAUACACCGAUCCAAGUCAACCAUUGAUACGUACCGAUUUAGAGCUUUUAAGGUUGAAAAAAGAAGCUGAGGAAAAGGGAGAGGUAGACUUCGUUCCAAAGAGAACCAUUGAAGGGCAAUUGGAAGAAGGUGCCGAAGUCAAGACUGCGGUAGUAUUGAGAAUUCAAUUAGGAGUCAGUGCCUAUGCUACCAUGGCCCUAAGAGAAUUUAUGAAAGCAGAUACUUCGAGAUUAAGUGACAAUUUGAAUGUCAACUUAUGA
This is a messenger RNA of Dujonia railenensis, 2133 nucleotides long. The record is from the annotation of a GenBank genome assembly. NCBI's taxonomy places the organism in Eukaryota, Fungi, Ascomycota, Pichiomycetes, Serinales, Debaryomycetaceae.